AUGUCGUCGACCUCGCCCUCAAAGGAACCGGAGGUAGACCCCGAGGUGCAAUCGGGCGAAGAACAGGAGCAUAUGGACAAAGAUUCGCACGACCACGCGAUCGCACAGGGCGAGUUCGAGGUGAAAGAGCAAGAUCGGUGGCUUCCGAUUGCAAAUGUCGCUCGCAUCAUGAAGCUCGCCCUACCUGAAAACGCAAAGAUCGCAAAGGAAGCCAAAGAGUGCAUGCAAGAAUGCGUGAGCGAGUUCAUCUCAUUCAUCACUAGUGAGGCCUCGGAAAAGUGCCAGCAAGAGAAACGAAAGACGGUCAACGGCGAGGAUAUUCUGUUUGCCAUGACUUCGCUUGGAUUCGAGAACUACGCCGAGGCCCUCAAGAUCUACCUCUCCAAGUAUCGCGAGACUCAAUCUGCCCGCGGCGAGAACCAGAGACCCCCCCAGCAGCGGUUACGGUGGACCCAUCCCCGCAUCAUGAACCCUAGCCUGGACCCCUCGCAGCAAGACCCUUCAGCAUACGGGUAUGCACCCAUGGUUGGUGAACCACACAACGGUGCCGGCGCCGACGCGUACUAA
Penicillium waksmanii is the source of this 567-nucleotide messenger RNA. Its product is annotated as nuclear transcription factor Y subunit beta. Bases 1 to 567 code for a protein of 188 amino acids. Gene Ontology annotation, molecular function: protein heterodimerization activity; RNA polymerase II cis-regulatory region sequence-specific DNA binding; DNA-binding transcription activator activity, RNA polymerase II-specific. The transcript has 4 exons. The record is from RefSeq and is a predicted model, not a curated record. Gene Ontology annotation, biological process: regulation of transcription by RNA polymerase II. Lineage: Eukaryota; Fungi; Ascomycota; Eurotiomycetes; Eurotiales; Aspergillaceae. Gene Ontology annotation, cellular component: CCAAT-binding factor complex; nucleus.